AAACAUUGUGCGGUUCGCAAAGUGCGAUAGCGUAUAGAUUUCGCCGCAUUUUUUGGCUUUAAACGUGUUAUUCAUCUGAAGUUUGCAGCAAUUUGACCAGUAUGAACAUUUUUCAGAGGCAUUUAACAUCCAGAAGGAUUUCGUUGCUAACUUUUGCGCGAUUAGAGUUACUCAGUCCGGCUGCUACAUAUUCCACAAAACCGGACCCCGCUGCUGCAGCACCAAAAUUUCAGCCACAAACACGAAGCGCAAAUCCGGCAACCAGCGGAGCCGAACGUAAAAGCAUGAUUCCUCCGGAAUAUCGUUACAUAUAUCAGGAGUUUCUGCCGGAUCCUAAAGUCGAAUGGCGUAACCAGAUUCGGGAAAAGCUUGAACGGCUAGAUAUGCUGAACCGUCGAUCGAAUGUCGAUAUUCCCGAGUUUUACGUCGGAUCAGUGUUGGCGGUAACCUCAUCGGAUGUGCACGCCGAAGGGAAAACUUCCCGUUUCGUGGGCAUUUGUAUUAUGCGGGAAAAGUGUGGUUUACGGGCUCGGUUUAUUCUAAGAAACGUAGUUGAUAAUCAGGGAAUCGAAAUCAGCUACGAUUUGUACGAUCCAACGUUACUAAAGAUUGAGGUUUUACGACUGGAAAAACGUUUAGAUGACCACCUGAUCUAUCUACGGGAUGCCCUGGAUGAGUACAGUACAUUCAGUUUGAACAUGGAGCCGGAGUCACUGCCCGAAGGGGCUCCAGUUCCUGUGAACGAUGUGAAGGUGGUUAUGAAACCGAGACCGUGGUACGAUCGUUGGGAGCGACACGAUCUGCAGGGUGUGGCCAACGUAGACGAGCAUACGAACGAGAAAAAGCGUCUUAAGGCCGAGAAGCUGGCCACACCGUGGGAACGGUUCGAUCUGAUGAAGGAGUACAGACGAACUAUACCGGAGGAAGAGCAAAAGGAGAUCUUUGCCGAAGUUUACUCGCAGCUGCAUCAGCAGGAGUUGGCCCGUAAAAAGAUGAAGAGAAAGCGUACUUUUGUUAAACCGACAAAACUAGCUUAAUAGAAUGAAUGAUAAA
Sabethes cyaneus is the source of this 1053-nucleotide messenger RNA. RefSeq names its product 39S ribosomal protein L19, mitochondrial (gene mRpL19). Gene Ontology annotation, molecular function: structural constituent of ribosome. The coding region runs from base 102 to 1037 and encodes 311 amino acids. Lineage: Eukaryota; Metazoa; Arthropoda; Insecta; Diptera; Culicidae. Gene Ontology annotation, biological process: translation. The record is from RefSeq and is a predicted model, not a curated record. The transcript is spliced from 2 exons. Gene Ontology annotation, cellular component: mitochondrial large ribosomal subunit; ribosome.